AUGGAGAAUAUUGCUCUUUCGGAUUCAAAUGAUGAUUUAGCCGAUGAAAUUAUCGGCGUUAAUAAUCUAUCUCGAGGACCACCGAGAACGUUAGCCGAACAACAUGUUACAUCUGAAUUACAAGAUGCAGCUAACACCGAUGUAAUUAAAGCUCCAUUUAUAAGUUCUGCUAAUACUCCAUUUAAACCACUUUUUCCAGCACCAAAUAGUUCAACACAAAUGUUAUCAAGUGGUUCACCAUUAUUAUUUCAACAGAGAACAAAUAAUAUUCCAACAUUAAAUCCACUUCUUCAACCAGCAUCAUCAACAUCACAUUUACCAUCACCAUUAAUUCAACCUUUAAUUCGUCCACCAUCAAUUCCAAGCCCAUUUCAAUCACCACCAUCGGCAUUCACACCAUUAAAUCCUGCUAAUACUCAACAAUUUUCAUCAUCAUUAAUUCAACCUAAAUUAACACUUGGAAAUCAACAAAUACAAUCUGUUCCAUUUCCAAUGUCAACAACACAAGGUAUAGAAACAACAAAUAUUCCACCGCCUAUGAUGAUGCCACGACCACCUUCAACACAAGAUAUUCCAACCACGCAACAUACCUCACAAUUUGUUCCUCCUCCUCCGGUUCCUUCAACUUCUUCUACAAUAAUGAACGAUCCAAAUCAUACACUACCUCCACCUCCUCAACAAACUGGCACUUCAGCACAGGUAAAUCCUUAUUCUGCUCGUGCUUCAUUAACAGAACGUAUUUAUCCAAGUAUGCCAACAUCACAAGCUCCACUUCAACCACAACAAUUACUUCCGCCAGUUAGUUUUCAACAACAACAACAACAACAAGCUGUACCACUAACAACUAGCAAUAUAUUUGUUCCACCACCAACUGUUCCUAGUACAACGGCACCAAAUGUUUUUUCAGGAACUGAUACAAAUAUUUACAAUCCAUCUUAUCAACCACCAGGUGAACCUAAUCCAACGCCAUGGACAAAUUAUCCAACAACAACAUAUGAUCAACAAAAUGAUUUAUCUACAAAUCCUAGUGGUAUUUGGGGUUGGUUUAGUAAUAAUAAAGUGUUGGCUACUGUUGUUGAAAAAGCUAAAACCGGUAUUGAAACAGUUAUAACAACAGUUGAUCCUCAAAUGAAACAAUAUAUUCAACCAGGACAUGAAAUUAAUAUAGUAGUUACAUCAGCUAAAGAUGUUAAACUCACACCUGUACGUGAUGCAUUUACACAUGUAUUUGGUCGAGUAUCAACUCAAGGCAUUGGUGUUCAAUCAAAUGUCGCUCCUCAACCAGUCGGUUUUGAAGCUGGUUUUAAAGGUUUUUUC
Molecule: messenger RNA, 1317 nt
Organism: Rotaria sordida
Lineage: Eukaryota; Metazoa; Rotifera; Eurotatoria; Philodinida; Philodinidae
Source: the annotation of a GenBank genome assembly